CUUCCGGUGGCGGAGCGGCGGAUUAGCCUUCGCGGGGCAAAAUGGAGCUCGAGGCCAUGAGCAGAUAUACCAGCCCAGUGAACCCAGCUGUCUUCCCCCAUCUGACCGUGGUGCUUUUGGCCAUUGGCAUGUUCUUCACCGCCUGGUUCUUCGUUUACGAGGUCACCUCUACCAAGUACACUCGUGAUAUCUAUAAAGAGCUCCUCAUCUCCUUAGUGGCCUCACUCUUCAUGGGCUUUGGAGUCCUCUUCCUGCUGCUCUGGGUUGGCAUCUACGUGUGAGCACCCAAGGGUAACAACCAGAUGGCUUCACUGAAACCUGCUUUUGUAAAUUACUUUUUUUUACUGUUGCUGGAAGUGUCCCACCUGCUGCUCAUAAUAAAUGCAGAUGUAUAGCAGUCCUGUCUGGGGCCCAUUCUGCAGGGGUGGUGGGUGCUGGGACCUACAUUGCUUCCCCAAUCUCUUCCCUUUCCCAUUUCUCAUCUGCCUUUCACAGUUCCUGCUGCUGAUCUACUUAAGGGGGAUGAGAUUUGUGUAGCACCGGUGUUUUGUCAUUGGAAUUUAAGGCUUACCUGUGGA
Homo sapiens (human) is the source of this 578-nucleotide messenger RNA. It is a transcript of the gene TMEM258, whose product is annotated as transmembrane protein 258. The record is from RefSeq and is marked validated. Bases 42 to 281 code for a protein of 79 amino acids. NCBI's taxonomy places the organism in Eukaryota, Metazoa, Chordata, Mammalia, Primates, Hominidae. The transcript has 4 exons. Gene Ontology annotation, cellular component: cytoplasm; oligosaccharyltransferase complex; endoplasmic reticulum.